UCUGUAGUUUCUCUUGAGCGCAGCAGCGGCAGGAGGAAGGAGAGAGAGAAAGAGAGAGAGAGAGUUAGAGGAGAGAGAGAGAGAUUCACCUCCAACAUGGACUGAGACCUGAGAACUGCUCCUAGAUCAGCCGGGACUUCACCUCUGUCACAUCUCCGAGCGACUCGUGGUGACGGUCACGCAAUUCAAAUCGGACUGUGAAGUCCAGUUUCCGCCCUCGUCCUCUUCCUCAUGCAAUGACGAAGAAUGACACGUGGCCAGGCGGCGUUGCCAUGGAUUCGUUGAGCAAUAUGGACAGUGCUGGGAGCUGCGAGAGUGUAAUCAGCAUGAACUCUGGCUAUAGUGAAGACAGCAUGGAGCACUUAUCUGCAGAGGAGAGAGCGUGUCUCAUGUAUCUGGAGCAAACCAUCGAGGCGCUGGAGGUGCAGGAGGACAGCGGCUUCUCCAACGAUGAACCAGACGCUGGGUUUCAGGCAGACAAAAUGGGUCAGACCAACGUUAAUGACAUUCUCAGUAUCAAGCCGGAUCAUGAACCAGCGUCGCUGACAUCAUCUCUGGAUGUCAUGGCUCCACCCACUGGUUCUCCAAUCCCCCCAUCGGCUCCACAGCCUGAGGCUCUGUGCGUUACCACAGAUGAAGAUGGUCAUCCUAAGAUUGUUACCAGUUCAGAGCUUCACGAAGUUCAGGCCAAUGUCAAAGAUCUGGUUCUGAUCCCACCCCCCUCAGACUUCAUGGACAGACCACGCCCUGUUGUGCACCUGGACAAAGCCAGGGACCUUGCUCCUUCUGCAAGGACUUCCGCUCACAAGCCGCGAGGAUCUAUCGACUUAGAACAACUGCGUCAGAGGGCAACUGCAAAGAGAACUUCAGGAAGCUUCUCUACGACCAAGGAAAGUCCAGACAUGCCCCAACCUGAAGGGUUGGGGUUGAGUCAACCAGACGUCACCUCUAGUCCCCAGAUAGGUCCUCCUCCCGAUGCUCCUGGUCCCCACAUGAGUCCUCCUCCCAAUGUUCCUGGUCCCCACAUGAGUCCUCUUCCGGAUGCUCCUGGUCCCCACAUUAGUCCUCCUCCUGAUCCUCCUGGUCCCCCCAUGAGUCCUCCUCCCGAUCCUCCUGGUCCCCACAUGAGUCCUCCUACUGAUGCUCCUGGUCCCCACAUGAGUCCUCCUACUGAUGCUCCUGGUCCCCACAUGAGUCCUCCUCCUGAUGCUCCUGGUCCCCACAUGAGUCCUCCUCCUGAUGUUCCUGGUCCCCACACGAGUCCUCCUCCCGAUGUUGCUGGUCCCCACAUGAGUCCUCCUCAUGAUGCUACUGGUCCCUACUUGAGUCCUCGUCCCGAUGCUGCUGAGCCCAGAAGUCCACCUGCUGUGGCCCCUAAGCCCAAAAAGCUUCCUGCCAACAUUAUCCUGAAGUCACACAAGGCGUCAGCGUCUGAUGGUGGCUCGGGACAUUACGUGGCCUCCAGCAGCGACCGGGUGUUGGACCCAGUCCGCUACGAGGCUCUCCGAAAGCUCGGCCUGCUAAAAGGUGACGAGGCGGAUCCAGGUCCUACCCUGAGCCCCAGACUGUCUCCCAAAUCUAGAAGCUCCUGGGGAGCGCCUCCUUCUCCACUCAGCCCCGCAGCCCCACACAAACAGCACUUCACACCAUCUAACACCCAUGUCACCAGCCCACCUCCAGUCUCCGCCCCCCAACUGCCUCCAACUUUCGUGCCACCAUCAGUUCAGGUUCCAGAUGUUCUGCCAGCACCUGAUGCUUUCUGUGACUCCCUCGAACCUCUGACGUCAGGUAAUCAACCUUCUGCUGCCGUCGGUGUUUCCGAGGCUGAUGUUCACACACAGGAGAAAACGCCUCAUCCAACCCCACUUAAAUCAACCCCACCCAGGAUCAUAGGGGUCAAAUCGGCCACCCUGGAGCGCUCCGGCCUGGGUCUCAGCAACUCUUUCAAAGAGGAAGGCUCCAGCGAGGACGGCGACCUGAGCCCCAGUCAGCUGCGGAACAAUCGGCCCCGCCCAGCGUCCCUGGGCAGCGGGAAGGAGUUUUCAAGCACUCUGGGAGAGGCGGUCACCCGUCAGGAGCCCGGAUACCGGAGGUCCCUGCAGGUCCCUCGGAGGUCCCUGCCGGCCCCCACCACCCAUCAGCACUCCAGAGACUCUCAGAAGCUGCCUCGAUCCCAAGGCAUCAGUGUGCUGAUCUGCCCCCAUCCAGAAAGUGAGGAGAGCCGCCGCCAGGCCCUGAGGAAGCUGGGGCUCCUCAGGGACUGAAGCCUCGGACACGUCGUCUCCUCGUCUCCCUGCAGACUCUCUUUCACACGCGUGACGAAGGCGUCGCAAACCUCUCGGGAAGCAGCUCUACUACAUAUUUAUGCUUGAACCUUGACCUGAAAACUGUCAUUCCAUCUUCUUACGUCCCCUUGUUACUGAUAUUGUACAGUGUUUUUAUUUCUCCUUCAUUUGGCAAGAACUGUUUGGAUAUUCCUGAGUCUCUCACUGUCCCUCUGGUGUUUCUUUGUAAAUUAAAUGCUGUUACUGUCAAAGAGGCAA
Platichthys flesus (European flounder) is the source of this 2543-nucleotide messenger RNA. RefSeq lists its product as uncharacterized. NCBI's taxonomy places the organism in Eukaryota, Metazoa, Chordata, Actinopteri, Pleuronectiformes, Pleuronectidae. The coding region runs from base 237 to 2264 and encodes 675 amino acids. The record is from RefSeq and is a predicted model, not a curated record. The transcript is spliced from 4 exons.